AUGUCACUUUCUCAUGACAGCUCUUCAACUCCUGUAUCUAGAGUUGUUGUUUCUUCUUCUUUGACCAUGUCAGGAAAUUUCCCCCAUCCGUCUCUGCUACAAACUCCAGAUUCUCUGCAGCUCUCUCUUCCUGUGGUGAGCAAUGCAGCUCCCUUCACAGGAAGCAUCUCUAACUUCUCCAGGGUCUCUGCUCCAGCUGUCAGCUCAGCAUGGCUACUUCCAUCAGCCUCUAUCACCUCUUUCCAACCACCUGUGGGCAGUACCUACCAUUACCCAACUUCUGGCACAACUAUGCAGCCUUCAGUUGGGGGGCAGAGCCAAAUCCCCAUUAUACUGUCCUCUUACCCGGGGAUUGUUGGGUGGAACCUCACGGGAAGCACUCAGAAGAAGUCCUCCUCACUUCAGGACUCCACUUUCACUGUCAUUGAUCCAGACACAGUGAUGUCUUCAAUACCCGUGGUAAUUCAGUAUGACAAACCUGCAGAUACCAGUACCGUAAGUGCUCUGUACCCAGCACUACCUGUUAGCCUUGUCCAGGGGACACCAAAUCAGGGACAUAGUUUCUCAGUUCCCCCUCAGGACAGAGGUCAGGUAUAUUACUGUAAUCAGGGCACAGUGGGGCCCCUUGUCUCUGGAGAGCUUGGUCCUUGCCUGCAAUCCUAUGGCACUGAGUCAUACACAGGAGGCAGGGCCCCUGCUCCUCAACCAGAAAUGGUGAUGGUACUAAAGGAGAUUCAGCCUGCAAAUGCCCUUCUGCCGGCCUCUACUUCUGGAACUUACUACUCCAUCUCUGGUCAACCAAUCUCAGAAGCAAGAUUGCCAGGGAUGGAAAGUUCCGUGGGCAUGGAGACUUCCUUGAGAUGGCAACCUCCAUGCCAGAUGUUUUGUCUGCCACAAACACUAGAAAGCCAAAAGUCCUGCAGCAGUAAUAUCCAGCUACUUGAAAGUCAUCCACCAAAUGAGCUUGGGGACACCCCAGUGAUAGCUGCAGGUGAGAGUUCUAGUAACCUCCUUGCACUGCCUCCAGCUCCAAGCCUGGAACAAACCAAGGACAAGAAUCCUGAUGCAGGUAAAAACAAGCAUUUCAAACCUCUGGAUGCCUAUCCAGUCCCAACGGAAUGUGUGGAACUUCCAUUAAUCCCGUUAGAAAUCUCUGAUAUCUUUGAGCUUCUGUCUUGUGUCGAUCCUCUCCAUCAAGAGGAACAGCCUGGUGCUGAAAACACUGAAGAAAGAAAGACCAGCUUCAGUGUUGAGGACCAAGGUGCAUUUGAAAAUGAGUUUGAGUGUGGCAGUAGUUUUGCAGCUAUCACCACACUGGUAGAUAAUAUGGAUGUUCCUCAAGUUUUUAUCUCCUUGGUAGACCUUGAUCAAACCAAAGGCCUGGAGUCAAUUAAAGCCGAAGACAGCAAAGGGAUCAGUGUGGAUGUGGGGCAGGAAAAGGCAAGCCUGAUAAAGGCUUCCUGUGAUCCAGGCAGGAAGAGAAAACACACAGUCUCUGAGUUUAUCUCUGGUGCUCCAGAGGCCAAGAUCCAGGUAAAGACCCCAGAGGGAGAAGUGGCUGUUUGCAAUUCAGAGACCAGUGACAGAGCACGAGUCAAAAGAGCUAAGCAUUCUACCAACAAAUCUCAUAUACCUGCAUCAGGCAGGAUCAACAAAAUGAAUACAGAGGCCAAGGCCAAAAGGAGUCAAGAAAGCAAUUUCAAGAAAGCUGGGGACAGUAAGCAGCCAGGGAACCAAGUUCUAGAAUUGAAGCCCAGCAUCCCCAAGAGCAAGAGGAAGAAAACUCAGCCUGAGCUUGGCCCGGAGACCUUUAAGAAGCCUCGCAGCAGCCUGGGCAUGCACAUGCUGGAGUCUGUGCAGGUCUUUCACGCUCUAGGGAAGAGGAUUGAUAACAGAGCCGGGCUUCUUUCCUCCAGGGCCCUGGGAAACACAAGUAACACCAAAGAGCCCCGGCCAGCCCCAGCUGUCAAACCAUGGCUGCACAUCCCACCUGAGGGGAAAGGGCUUGAGCAAACCCAAGUCAAAGCCCACAGUCCUGAUGGCCAUGUAGAGAAUCAUCCAUCUCCACCCCAGGACGAGGGGCCACAUCCUGGGAAGGUCAGGCUGGUACCUUUGCCUUUUCUCACCUUGGACAAGCGUCAAGUGAGGCCUGUGCCUCGCAGGCCACAGUCUCUGGUUACGCAUUGCCCUUCUAGGCCUGGUUCCACCAACUCAGCUCAACCCAUUACUGGCAAUCCAUCCCAGUCAGCUCCUGUUUCUUCAUCUGUGGCGGGUCCUGCUGCACCAACUCGGACAAUUUUCCCGAAUGCAGCCCGACCAGCCGUGACCAACCCUGCUCGGCCCGGUGUCCUCCAGCCUGCUCCUCCAAAGCCGGCAGCCUGCACAGCAGCAUCUGGUGCUGCUUCCCAGGGAGAGCCUGUGACCACCUUUGGGAGCAAGUGGCAGCCCCCACCCAAGCCUCAAACCCAAUUGCUACUGGAAGAUUUCAGCUUACAACCGAUUCCGUGGAGGAAGCCCAACGUCCCUGAGCCUGUGAUGUCCAAGCCCAUCACCAAGGAGCAGAGGCCAGAGCGUGAGGCCAUGAAGAGGCGAGCUCAACAGGAGCGGGAGGAGGCUGCCAAGUACACCUCAUUGGGUAAAGUGCGGUUUUUCGCGCAGAGGGAGAAAGACAUGGAGAUUGCGCGAUACUAUGGUUAUGCAGUCUGA
Molecule: messenger RNA, 2706 nt
Organism: Elephantulus edwardii (Cape elephant shrew)
Lineage: Eukaryota; Metazoa; Chordata; Mammalia; Macroscelidea; Macroscelididae
Exons: 4
Coding region: 1-2706 (901 amino acids)
Source: RefSeq, a predicted model, not a curated record